AUGGCCCACCAAGCAAACGAUGGCGAAGCGCACUGCGAAAAAUACCGACAAUUCAUGGAUUCAUCCGUACAGGAACGUACGUUUAUGAUUGAGAAACUCGUUGAAACCUUUGCCAAUGUGAUUGAUUCUAUUUGGAACCCGAAAUUAAACGAUCCAAAAAUCAAAGUCAUGCCAACUCGCUUAUUCUGUAAUCAAAUAUUGAAACGAAGCAAAGCAACUUACUCCACUUUACAAAUCAGUUUAUUCUACAUCUUUCGUGUAAAAAAAAUCGUUCAUGACAAAUUAAGAUUAAAAGGUAACAUGCAGACCAGCCAACAAGACGACCUGAUGUGCUGCGGACGACGCAUGUUUCUCGCAUCCUUAAUGGUAGCAUCCAAGUAUUUACACGACAAAAAUUAUCACAACAAGGCAUGGGCUAAAAUCACUGGUCUCGAUAUCAAGGAAAUUAAUGCUGCGGAAAUGGCUUUUUUGACCCUCAUCGAUUACCGUUUAUUUGUCAGUAAACCUACCUUUGACAGAUGGUAUACUCAGAUUCACAGUCAUAUCCAAAAGAGUUACAUUCAUCAACAACCUAACCCUACUGCUGUUCAACAAGGACAACAAAUCACUAUCAAGCAAACACCGUUGUCAUCGCAACAAGUGCAACAACAGACUUUGCUUCAUUUGACAGAUUAUCCUUCACCGCCUCCUGACCCAUUAGCUCCAUCGCCCGUUAACACCAAAUGUUAUCAAUCAAACUCCUUUGGCAUGCUUUCUCCACCUCUUCAACCUAUCGGUUCAAAGAGACCUUCUGAAGUGGAUCACGAUCAAUCAACGAACAAACGCACCUGUUAA
Messenger RNA from Mucor mucedo, 834 nucleotides. Its product is annotated as cyclin-domain-containing protein. The coding region runs from base 1 to 834 and encodes 277 amino acids. NCBI's taxonomy places the organism in Eukaryota, Fungi, Mucoromycota, Mucoromycetes, Mucorales, Mucoraceae. Gene Ontology annotation, cellular component: nucleus; cyclin-dependent protein kinase holoenzyme complex. Gene Ontology annotation, molecular function: cyclin-dependent protein serine/threonine kinase regulator activity; protein kinase binding. The record is from RefSeq and is a predicted model, not a curated record. The transcript has 2 exons. Gene Ontology annotation, biological process: regulation of cyclin-dependent protein serine/threonine kinase activity.